Molecule: messenger RNA, 774 nt
Organism: Aureobasidium pullulans EXF-150
Lineage: Eukaryota; Fungi; Ascomycota; Dothideomycetes; Dothideales; Saccotheciaceae
Exons: 2
Biological process (GO): fungal-type cell wall organization
Cellular component (GO): plasma membrane; cell cortex of cell tip
Source: RefSeq, a predicted model, not a curated record
AUGGGCAAGGCAGGGCGCGCAGUAUGCAUUUUCACGCCAAUGGCGUUGACUAUCGCCUCGUUUGUCUGCAUUCUUCUCAUCAACCUGGGUGGCAUCAGCAAGUCAUCAACAACACUGAAUGACCUGCACUUCUUCAGUGCCGACUUCACAAAUUUCACAACGGACAGCAGUACACUGGGUACGGUUAUCAACCUGGCCAAGCAAGAGGGAUUUAUCUCAAACAAGUACGAAAUCUUCCUCUGGAACUACUGCGAUUCUGGAAACGGUACUGGUAGCGAAAACAUCACUCACUGUUCGGCUCGUCAGACUGGCUUCUGGUUCAACCCUUACAAGGUCUGGAGUCUCGAGAAGGCCCUCAACGCCACCGAAGAUGUUCUCGACAGCAGCACCCGCAAGUCAAUCGAUUUGUACAAGAAGCUGAGCAAGUGGAUGUUCGCCGCCUACUUCGCCGGCCUGUGGGCCUUGAUUGUCACCAUCGUCUUCGGUAUACUCGCAGUCUGCUCUCGUUUCGGCAGCUUCCUCACCUGGAUUUGCGCCAUCAUCUCUACCAUCCUCAUCUUUGGUGGCUCCAUCACCGCAACAGUCAUGUUCAGCAUACUUGUCUCGACCUUGCACGAAAAGCUCAAGGAUUACAACGUCACAGUCAGCCUUUCGACACACAUGCUCGCUGUGACUUGGCUCGCUACUGCCUUCAUCCUCCUCGCCACCAUGUUCUGGCUCUUCAGCUGCUGCUGCUGCUCCGGAAAGUCCAACCCUCACCACAUCCGCAACAAG